AUGAGAAAACCGUCAACUUCUGUUGCCCAAUUUUCUUCGGGCGAGCCCUCACCACUCUUCACACACUCGCACCCUGCAUCUGUCCAAGACGACGAAUCUUUCCACGACGGUUACGGCUAUACUACUCACGACGAAGAAGAGCAUUGGGCCGACGAGGACGAAGUCAGCGAGUCCGAAGCAUCAGUCUCCUACGGCGGUGUACCUCCUGGGCCACGCUCGCACCCCGCCCGCCUCCCGCUGAGGCCACAGCCCGCACCUUACCAACAACAUUACCGCCCGGCACGCCGCCUGCCGGAGCCAGCGCCCAGCGUGGAUCACCCGGAUGAGUUCGGAGCCUAUGGCCAUCAGCACUACGCCAGUGGCCAGUUUGGCCGCGGCGCGUACCCAAGGUCUGGGCCCCAGCAGCCGCAAGGAUAUUUCUACCCUCCCCACGGCCAGGUGGUAGGAUAUGGUGCAAACCCCUUCAGCCCCGCCAGCAGCGCUUCUAGUCCGGCGUCCUAUAGUUAUCCCGACAUAAGAGGAGCGUACAGUGGCAACGAGAUGACUUUCUCUCCGCAGUACUACCAACACCACUAUGGCCAUCAGCACCAAUAUCCGAUGGGCCAUCCCGGCAUGCAUCUGGAUGCUCCUGGCGCGGCGCCCGCGCCCACACCUGCAACCAGCGCACGUGAAAAGGAACUACAAGACAAAAUUGCGGAGUUCGAGAAAGAGAAGGCAAAGCUGGAGCAGGCUGAACGUCAAAAGGAGAUAGAAGCCGAAGCUCGCCGAAAAGCUGCGGAGGAGAGCCGAAGAAUCAUCGAAGAGAUGGAGCGCCUAAAGGAACAAAACAAGAUUGAACUCGAAAGAGCCAGAGAGGAAGCCGCGCGAGCCGCCAGGGAGGGUAUCGCGGCUGAGGCCAAAGCCGCCGAAGAGCGUGCGAGGCAACAGGCGGAGGCCGUGAAGCAGGCAGAGGAGCGUGUUAAGACCAUGUUCGAGCAGCAAAGGCGGGCCGAAGAAGCACGGAAAAAGCAAGACGAAGAGGAUCGCAUCAAAGCUGAGGAAGCGGCUAAGCUCCGCCUCGAAGCCGCACUGCGAGCCGUCGAAGAGGCGAAAGUGGCCCAAGCGAAAAAGGACGCCGAGGAAGCCGAGAAGCUGAAGCAGAUCAAGGAAGAGGCCAAGCGCAAGGCCGACGCCGAAUUUGCAGCCAAGAUACAGGCUGAAAAGGAUGCUGCCGCCAAGAAGGCUGAAGACGAAGCCUUGAGGAAGGCUGAACAAGAAGCGUUCAAGAAGAAGGUCGAAGAAGAUACAAAGGCUAAACUGGAAGAGGCCGCCAAGAAAGAACGUGGCCCAUUUCUUCAAUUCAAAGACGCUUUAGGUCGGAAGUACAACUUCCCAUAUCGUCUAUGUACAACAUGGCGGAAUAUGGAGGAAUUGAUCAAGCAGGCCUUCGAUGGCCUCGACGGACUGUCGUACCAAGUCCACGAAGGAUGGUAUGACCUUCUUGGCCCGGCUGGUGAGAUCAUUCUUCCAUCCGUCUGGGAAAGGAUUGUCGAGCCAGAAUGGUCUAUCACGAUGUCAAUGUGGCCCUUGGAACGCAUCCAAAAGAGUGGCCAUAUCCCCCCGCAUGUGGCUGCAGCCAUGGCUAGAAGCAUGGGCGGCGGUAUGCCCCCUGCACCACCUGCUAUGGGAAGAGGCCGCGGCGGCGUACCAGGAGGUAUGGCGCCGCCACCUGGUUGGGCUGGGGGUCCCAAACCUCCUGGUCAUAUCCCUGCCGGCGUUCACGUUGUUCGUGACCAUGGCAAGAAGGAGAAGAAGAAGAAGAAGCCGGUAUCUACCGGCUUUGUAGGCUUUUUUGGUGGCAAGCCACAGCCCAAGAAAUCCAGCAAGAAAUAA
This is a messenger RNA of Akanthomyces muscarius, 1872 nucleotides long. RefSeq lists its product as uncharacterized. NCBI's taxonomy places the organism in Eukaryota, Fungi, Ascomycota, Sordariomycetes, Hypocreales, Cordycipitaceae. The transcript has 4 exons. The coding region runs from base 1 to 1872 and encodes 623 amino acids. The record is from RefSeq and is a predicted model, not a curated record.